Molecule: messenger RNA, 4100 nt
Organism: Cyprinus carpio (common carp)
Lineage: Eukaryota; Metazoa; Chordata; Actinopteri; Cypriniformes; Cyprinidae
Exons: 25
Biological process (GO): cell-matrix adhesion
Source: RefSeq, a predicted model, not a curated record
AGUCCCACCAGAGGAGCUGAAGAUUUCAUUGCUGCGCUCUGGAGUGACUAUUACAACGAUUACAGUGGUGUGUUCUCAUAUCAGCAGUACACAAAUGGAAGCGUCCUCACUCGCGCCACUCAGGAUAUCAACCAGUAUUUCUCUCAAGUGAACAUCAAUGCUGCUUGGGUCUUUGUCGUCACUUGGAGAUAUGCUCUUCAGCCAGACCCGGCAAUCCUUUUUCAAGUCGUUUUAAUUUCAGGCAGUGGUCAGUCUUACUUUCUGAUGAAUUAUGGUGACUGUGCUGUCUUAUAUGGUCAAUUGGAGGCUGGAUAUGACACAAUAAACUCCAUAAGCCACUUUGUAAUUCCUGAUUCAACUAAUGGCAACUACCAAAACCUGAAGAACACAACUAAUGUAAAUGUUCCUGGUCGUUGGGCAUUUAACGCAUGGGCAGCACCAGCAAUAUUCUAUCUGUUCGGCUCAGCAGCAGGAGACACAGAAUAUUCUCUUACUUCCGAUGAAGGCUAUGUACCCGUUUCCUUCUCCAUUCCAUACACAUUCUUUGGCAACACGUACAACAGCUUAUAUGUUCAUUUUAACGGACUCCUUACAUUCAACCAACCUGAACCAGCAUCUGGACCUAACUAUAAUCCCACCAGAGGAGCUGAAGAUUUCAUUGCUGCACUCUGGAGUGACCUUGAUGACUAUUACAGUUGCUUUUUCUCAUAUCAGCAGUACACAAAUGGAAGCGUCCUCACUCGCGCCACUCAUGAUAUCAACCAGUAUUUCCCUCAGAUGAACUUCACUGCUUCUUGGGUCUUUGUCGUCACUUGGAAAUAUGGACCUCAGCAAAACCCGGCAAUCCUGUUUCAAGUGGUUUUGAUUUCAGGUGGCAAUCUUUCUUUCUUUCUGAUGAAUUAUGGCGACUUCGCAGUAAUUUAUGAACAAACGGAGGCUGGAUAUGACACAAUAAACUCCAUAUACCACUUUGUAAUUCCCGAUUCAAAUAACAGCAACUACCAAAACCUCAAGAACACAACUAAUGUAAACGUUCCUGGUCGUUGGGCCUUCAUCGCAGGCAAUGAAUCAGUAACCACCACACCGACCACCACAUUUCCAUCAGUCAAUACAACAACAACAACUGCUCAGCCAUGGACAGCGCCAGCAGUAUUUUAUCCAUUCGGUUUAGCAGCAGGAGACACUGAACAUGUUGAAACUGGUGGUGAAAGCUACUAUUCUGUUGGUCUUUCAACUCCAUUUAAGUUCUUUGGCCGAACAUACAACCAGAUAUAUGUUAAUUAUAAUGGACCCCUUACCUUCAACGUACCUUCAACAUCAGGACCAUACAGUCCCACCAGAGGAGCUGAAGAUUUCAUUGCUGCGCUCUGGAAUGACUUUGACGACUAUUUCAAUGGUGUGUUCUCGUAUCAGCAGUACACAAAUGGAAGCGUCCUCACUCGCGCCACUCAGGAUAUCAACCAGUAUUUCUCUCAAGUGAACAUCAAUGCUGCUUGGGUCUUUGUCGUCACUUGGAGAUAUGCUCUUCAGCCAAACCCGGCAAUCCUGUUUCAAGUCGUUUUAAUUUCAGGCAGUGGUCAGUCUUACUUUCUGAUGAAUUAUGGUGACUGCGCUGUCUUAUAUGGUCAAUUGGAGGCUGGAUAUGACACAAUAAACUCCAUAAGCCACUUUGUAAUUCCUGAUUCAACUAAUGGCAACUACCAAAACCUGAAGAACACGACUAAUGUAAAUGUUCCUGGUCGUUGGGCAUUUAAUGCAUGGGCAGCACCAGCAAUAUUCUAUCUAUUUGGCUCAGCAGCAGGAGACACAGAAUAUUCUCUUACUUCCGAUGAAGGCUAUGUACCCGUUUCCUUCUCCAUUCCAUAUACAUUCUUUGGCCACACAUACAACAGCUUAUAUGUUCAUUUUAACGGACUCCUUACAUUCAACCAACCUGAACCAGCAUCUGGACCUAACUAUAAUCCCACCAGAGGAGCUGAAGAUUUCAUUGCUGCGCUCUGGAGUGACCUUGAUGACUAUUACAGUUGCUUUUUCUCAUAUCAGCAGUACACAAAUGGAAGCGUCCUCACUCGUGCCACUCAUGAUAUCAACCAGUAUUUCCCUCAGAUGAACUUCACUGCUUCUUGGGUCUUUGUCGUCACUUGGAAAUAUGGACCUCAGCAAAAUUUGGCAAUCCUGUUUCAAGUGGUUUUGAUUUCAGGUCGCAAUCUUUCUUUCUUUCUGAUGAAUUAUGGUGACUUCGCUGCUGGAUAUGACACAAUAAACUCCAUAUACCACUUUGUAAUUCCCGAUUCAACUAACGGCAACUACCAAAACCUGAAGAACACGACUAACGUAAACGUUCCUGGUCGUUGGGCCUUCAUCGCAAGCAAUGCAUCAGUAACCACCACAACGACCACCACAGUCAGUACAACAACAACUGCACAGCCAUGGACAGCACCAGCAAUAUUUUAUCCAUUUGGCUCAGCAGCAAGAGAUGCCGAACGUCUUAUUUCUGGUGAUGAAGCCUAUGAGCCUGUUGCCUUAUCCACUCCAUAUACAUUCUUUGGCCGCACAUACAACAGCUUAUAUGUUCAUUAUAACGGACUCAUUACAUUCAACCAACCUCAACCAGCAUCUGGACCAUACUACUAUGUCACGAGAGGAGCCGAAGAUUUCAUCGCUCCGCUUUGGAGUGACCUUGAUGACAUGGGUUGGAUGGGAAAGUACUGGUAUCAGCAGUACACAAGUGGAAGUGUCCUCACUCGCGCCACUCAGGAUAUCAACCGGUAUUUCCCUCAGAUGAACUUCAAUGCUUCUUGGGUCUUUGUUGCCACUUGGGACUUUGUUGCAACGUCAGAUGUGAAUUCAUUUAUUCAUCACUCAGCCCAGGCAAUCACGUUUCAAGGGGUUUUAAUUUCAGGUGGCAAUGUUUCUUUCUUUCUGAUACAUUAUGGUGACUGCGCUAUAAUUUAUGAUCAAGUGGAGGCUGGAUAUGACACAAUAAACUCCAUACACCACUUUGUAAUUCCUGGUUCAAAUGUUGGCUACUCCAUCCCAAACCUGAAGAACACGAGUAAUGUAAACGUUCCUGGUCGCUGGGCCUUCAUGGGUGGAUCAGAAAAUGUUUUAGGACUUCAAGUGAGACUUCAGUCAUUUUCAGACCUAACAAAGAAGGAAGACAUUGAGACUGUUUUACAGCAAAUAAAACAAGAGCUGGUCAAUCGUGGACUGUCAAGUAGCGUCGAGAUGAAGUUAAGAAAAAUCAAGAAGACACAGCCGUAACAUCAGCCUCAUGGAAGCGAAUUAAAACACUGAACAUCGCUGCUGUUGAAUAUGUUGUUGGCACUGAUAAAGAGGAAUGUCACUUCACAAGCAGGAAACCUUAAUAUUUUUUCACUCUUCAGCUUUCUUAUAUACACACUAUAACACACAAUGAUGUACAAAAAACGUUUACAUGAACCAUAUAUGUUCCAACUCUUUUCUAUGUUGAUUUAGUUUGUAUAAUCAUUGAUCCACUCUUUUUCUCAUCACACUUUUGUAUUAUCAGAUCUCUUUAACAGUUGCAGAGGUUUAAGUCUAAUCAAACUGAUCUGAAGUAUGUAAACAUGUUCUUCCACUACUUACGUGAGAUGAUUAAUACUUGACUCAGUUGUGAAUUACUUGCUUACAUUUAAAAACCCUGAAUAGUCUCUUUUAAAAAACAAAAACAUAAAUGUAAAUUGUUUUUAAACAACUUUGUAAUAGAGGUAGUCUUUAACAAUAAAUGAUGCUUGACACCACAUAAGCUGAUCAACUGUGAGAAGAGCUUGUUUUCGAUUUGUGGUUGAGAGACGUUGUUUAUUCUUUUGCUCACCACAAGCAGAAGAAGUAGCUGAGUGAAUUAAAUAUACUGAACUAAAUCAGUAAAAUUUCCGGCAAUCUCAACACUUACAUAACAAUGUUGAAAUCUGAAAACGUGUUCACUGUGAAAGUAAAAUGUUACUUCAAAUUAUGAUCUAGGACCUUUUAACAGUGCGUUCCAUCUCUGAGUCAUCCACAUAAUCCACAUUGGAAUUCCACAUCUGAAUUGUUGUAUUAAUAAUCAGUGUUAGGGGAAGUUACUUUUAAAAGCAUUACAA